AUGUGGCACAUCCCAGCUCAGUCCCGGACGGGCAACAGCGUAAACAAGAGGCCCAACCGGCAGGAGCUGGUAGGAAAAAACUCUCCCCACCGAAAUUCCAGGGUAAGUACCAGGGGUCGGGAGGUGUUUUAUAUUCAGAGUAAUCAUUCCUAUAUAUUUGAAUUACACAGGCAGAUCAUGUAGACUAUGUUAAGUUAUAUGAACUAGUUUGGGGGGGUCACUUGUAGCACCAUAACCACUACAGCUCAUUGUAAUGGUUACCAUGCUUGGAAGCUUGGGGUUCACUCCCUCCAGUUUUGUGAAGCCUUUUCUGCGAUGGUUGACAUUGAGAACAAAUCUCAUACCAUCUGUGUUGCCCCUGAGAUAAUGUAGACAUUUAAUUUACUCAUCUUCCCAAAUUUGGAUGGCAGUGAUGGGCUAUGAGUGUUGGGUUCGUCAAACCCCAGUGCCUGUCUUUGGAUGCCAGAAGUUUUUGUCACACUACUCACAAACAGUUUUGAGAAAAAAAAAAGGAGGGGCUGCAUUAAAAAUCACUACAAUAAGAUGUAAUAAUAGUAUAAACUGCAAUCAUUCUUAAAGGGACACUUUACUGCCCAAAUGCAAAAUAAAUAAAAACUAUUGUUCAGUAGAUAAUCCGCAAAUAAAAACGUUCAUACAUUUAUUGAAGCAUUUUUUUUUUUUUUUAAAUAACGGUAUAAAUAUAGCUUGCAAACCCUGCAAAUCUCUUGUCUGCAGCCUUCACAAGCCCUUCUCUUCUAACCCCGCCCAGACUCUCUCUGUCUGUCCAAUCACAGACUUCCCAAUACAGCUCAAUAAGAAGUUGUAAGGCAGGAGCUCUGGGUAGUUGCUAACUCUUGAGUUUAUCACCACUGAGCCGAACAAACCAGGAAGAAACAGGAGGGGGGGCUUUUUUUUUUUUUUUUCAAAUUACAAUUUAAACCUGCACUUUUUGUCAAAUGAAAAAAAGGACACUCUCUUCAGAAAGCUUUCAGCAAGCUAAAGUGCUUUGGUCUGGAGUGUCCCUUUAAGUGUAUGGUUUGAGCUAACUGUAUUUAUUUUUUUUUACAAAUAACGUUGCAUUUAAUGAAUCUUCCUUGUAUGCCCUUACAGUAACCACUUGUUUGUUCACUCUCUGCGCAGGGGGAGGCACAUUAUUCCAGCCACUCCAGUAGUAACACAUUAUCCAGCACUGCAUCCAGUAACCACAGUAACCACAGCGAUGAGCGUUGGUUUGACCCUACCGAGCAGCCUGAAGUAGAUAUCGAGCCUCUCUCCAAAGGCACAUCCAAUGACAGUGGCAUCGACACUUCCCUCUCCAACUUUGCCAAUGCCAAAUCUACCCGCCUUACCCCUCGUCGUGAAAAGCCUCAAAAACCUGUGUCCUGUUCAACCUAUCCGGGCAUGCACGACAGUGGCUCAAGGGAUAAAAGGAAGGAGCCAGUGAUGUCUGCCAAGGGAUACAGGCCAAAAAUGUACACCCAAGGGAAUACAGGAGGCGAAGUGUUCAGCCAGUCCAGGUAA
Pelobates cultripes (western spadefoot toad) is the source of this 1521-nucleotide messenger RNA. Lineage: Eukaryota; Metazoa; Chordata; Amphibia; Anura; Pelobatidae. The record is from the annotation of a GenBank genome assembly.